Grosmannia clavigera kw1407 is the source of this 795-nucleotide messenger RNA. Its product is annotated as alpha beta hydrolase fold protein. Lineage: Eukaryota; Fungi; Ascomycota; Sordariomycetes; Ophiostomatales; Ophiostomataceae. Bases 1 to 795 code for a protein of 264 amino acids. The record is from RefSeq and is a predicted model, not a curated record. The transcript has a single exon.
AUGCUGUUUCUAGAAGAGCGCAACACCGACCAACACACGAGCAUCAUCUUCCUCCAUGGUGGGGCAGGCAGUCACGUGGAAUGGAAAGUCGUCGCCAAGCAAGAGUCUCUGGCUUCUUACCACCUUAUCUUGGUAGAUUUGCCAGGACAUUCAGGCUCUGAGGAACUGAAGUCGUAUACUUUGGAGGCCGCGGCGGACGAAACGGAAAAGAUGAUUCGAGAGCAUGCACGCGGCGGAAAAGCACACGUGGUCGGCUUUUCCUUCGGCGGGUUCGUGGCCUUGAAACUUGCGCCGAGACAUCCCGAUGGCGUCCUCUCCCUGUUUUCCACCGGCGCGUAUCCGUACACGGGGAUGUUCAAGUGGGCAAUGUCACGACCGAGGCUCGUUUGGUUUCUCGAGAACAUCGAGAUCCCCGGACUCACGGCGAUGAUGUUUCGCAAGCAAGGCAUCGACAACGAGGAGUGGAUUGCGGAAACGGAGAAGAACGCUUCAUGGGAUAGAUUCAAGGUCAUGGUUCAGGAGCUCAGCAAUUUCUGCAUGGACGACGUGCGCGCUGUGGCCGAGUCUGGGGUGAGAACACUUGUCAUCGCCGGGGGCAAGAUGGACCAGGUAGACGCAAUUGCUGGAAUGGGGCUGGUGCUGAAGGAGUCGGCCAAGACUGGUGUCGAGAACAAGGCCGUUGUCGUCCGUGAGGGCUAUCACCCGUGGCACAUACAACUCCCUGUCUUAUUCGCCGCCGGUGUUCAGGCCUGGGUCAGUGGCUCGGAGUUGCCCAAAGAUUUUGAGCAACUGUGA